Molecule: messenger RNA, 1766 nt
Organism: Trametes versicolor FP-101664 SS1
Lineage: Eukaryota; Fungi; Basidiomycota; Agaricomycetes; Polyporales; Polyporaceae
Product: methylmalonate-semialdehyde dehydrogenase
Exons: 13
Coding region: 114-1766 (550 amino acids)
Biological process (GO): L-valine catabolic process; thymine catabolic process
Cellular component (GO): mitochondrion
Molecular function (GO): malonate-semialdehyde dehydrogenase (acetylating, [NAD(P)+]) activity; methylmalonate-semialdehyde dehydrogenase (acylating, NAD+) activity
Source: RefSeq, a predicted model, not a curated record
CUUGCCGGCCGCUUUAUAAGACAGCGACGCGCCCCACCUCCAGCUCUCACCCGCACCGUUUCUACGACCGGCAUCCCCUUGCGCGCACCCAUACAGCUCUGCAUUGAGACGGCAUGCCCCUCGCCAAACUCCCUCGUUCCGCACGGCUCCCCGUGCGUUCGUAUGCCACCACGGGCUCGCGAGCACUCGGUACACUGAGUGCGGCUGCGAAAGCAAAGGCCGAACAGAUCUCCCAGGAGUGGAAAGGCACAAGCGCGACGGGAGGGAACACCAAGAACUUCGUCGGCGGCGAGUUCGUCGAGAGCAAAGCCGACAAGUGGAUAGACGUCGUCGACCCCGCUACCCAAACGCUCUUGACGAGGGUUCCGGAGACGACAUCAUCAGAGUUUGAGCAGGCCGUGAGCGCCGCUUCGCAGGCUUACAAGACAUGGAGCCGUACCAGCGUUCUGACACGCCAAAGAUUCGUCAUGGACCUACAGUACCAGUUGAGGCAACACAGCGACGCCAUUGCGAGUAGCAUUGUACUCGAGCAGGGCAAAACCUAUGCCGAUGCACAGGGUGAUCUGCUUCGUGGCCUACAGGUGGUGGAGACCGCUGCUGGUAUCCCGUCUGCACUCCUUGGCCAGACGAUCGAGGUUUCCAAGGACAUGGACACCUCGACGCGUCGGCUACCAUUGGGUGUAUGCGCAAGCGUGGCACCAUUCAACUUCCCUGCCAUGAUUCCGCUUUGGACCAUCCCUGUAGCACUUGCUACCGGUAAUACGCUCGUACUGAAGCCGUCGGAGCGCGACCCAGGUGCUGCCAUGAUCAUUGCGGAGCUAUGUCAGAAGGCCGGUCUUCCAGAGGGCGUCCUCAACGUUGUGCACGGCACUGUCCCGACCGUGAACGCCAUCUGUGACCAUCCUGACAUCAAGGCGAUUAGCUUUGUAGGCGGUGACCGUGCUGGCAAGCAUAUCUACGAGCGAGGACGAGCCACUGGAAAGCGUGUCCAGGCCAACUUGGGUGCAAAGAACCAUGCCGUCCUCAUGCCAGAUGCUAACAAGAACCAUGCUUUGAACUCGAUUCUCGGUGCCGCUUUCGGCGCUGCUGGUCAGCGGUGCAUGGCCAUCUCUGUUGCUGUCCUCGUCGGAAACGCUCAGUCAUGGAUCCCCGAACUCGUUGAACGGGCUCAGAAGCUGAAGGUCACUCAAGGAUUCGAGAAAGGCGCUGAUCUCGGACCUGUCAUAUCUCCUGCGGCCAAGCAGCGCAUCACCGGUCUGAUCGCCUCCGCUGAGGAAGAGGGGGGCGUCGUUGUUCUCGACGGCCGUGGCUUCCAGGUAUCUGACUACCCAGACGGUAACUGGGUCGGCCCUACCGUCAUCGAGGCUACCACCACCAUGCGGUGUUACCGGCUUUCCACCUACAGCGAGGAAAUCUUCGGACCAGUGCUUAUCGUGCUCAAGGCUGACACGCUCGACGACGCGCUCGCGAUCAUCAACGAGAACCGGUACGGGAACGGCACGGCGAUCUUCACGCAGAGCGGCGCGACCGCGCGCAAGUUCGAGCGCGAGGUCGAGGUCGGCCAGGUCGGCGUCAACGUGCCCAUCCCCGUCCCGCUCCCGAUGUUCUCCUGGAGCGGGAACAAGGCGAGCUUCCUCGGCGACGUGCCGUUCUACGGCCGCCACGGCAUCGACUUCUACACGCAGAACAAGACGACGACCGCGCUGUGGAAGGCCGAGGACGCGAUCGGGAACAAGGCGUCCGUGGAUAUGCCGACGCACCACUGA